CAGAAUAUCAGAGUGGGGGUGAACGGAACGUUCUUCUGCUCACUUCUGUUCGUUUCUGUCUUGAUCGUUCUUCGCUUCUGAAUAAGUAGUCCGGUUGACGGGCCUUCGACACAUCAAAAUGGCUCUGUUAUCUCUGCGUUUGGCUUCCACGAUAGCAAGACAAUUUCCAAAUGCUACGAUUCAGGUGAAAUGGCCUGCCAUUGGUGCAGCUUCUUGCAAAUAUCAUGUAUCCUGCAGUCGUCGUUCAGCUGAAAUUUCUUCCAUCUUGGAAGAGCGUAUACUUGGUUCAGCCCCAAAGACCAAUCUUGAGGAAACUGGUAGAGUGCUGAGCAUUGGCGAUGGUAUCGCCCGUGUUUACGGUCUUAAAAACAUUCAAGCCGACGAGAUGGUGGAAUUUAGUUCAGGGUUAAAGGGUAUGGCUCUGAAUUUGGAACCUGACAAUGUAGGUGUUGUCGUAUUCGGUAACGACAGGCACAUCAAGGAAGGUGACAUCGUUAAACGUACCGGAGCCAUUGUUGAUGUGCCUGUAGGCGAAGAAUUACUGGGGCGUGUCGUAGAUGCGUUAGGUAAUCCUAUCGACGGCAAAGGACCGCUUAACAACAAACUGAGAUUCCGAAUUGGUACUAAGGCGCCUGGCAUUAUCCCUAGGGUGUCUGUCAGAGAACCUAUGCAGACUGGAAUUAAAGCUGUCGAUUCUCUGGUACCUAUCGGCCGUGGUCAGCGCGAGUUGAUUAUCGGAGACAGGCAAACUGGAAAAACUGCUCUCGCUAUCGAUACAAUUAUUAAUCAGAAACGAUUCAACGAUGCCGGAGAUGAAAAGAAGAAGCUCUACUGUAUUUAUGUUGCUAUCGGUCAGAAGAGAUCCACCGUUGCGCAGAUCGUAAAACGUUUGACGGACAGUGGGGCCAUCGGCUAUACCAUCAUUGUUUCCGCAACUGCUUCCGAUGCGGCACCCCUCCAAUAUCUGGCCCCGUACUCUGGUUGUGCCAUGGGAGAAUUUUUCAGAGAUAACGGAAAGCAUGCUUUGAUUAUUUACGACGAUUUAUCGAAACAAGCAGUUGCCUACCGACAGAUGUCUCUGUUGCUAAGACGACCACCCGGUCGUGAAGCCUAUCCCGGCGAUGUAUUCUAUCUUCACUCUCGUCUUCUCGAACGAGCAGCUAAGAUGAACGAAAGUUUGGGUGGUGGUUCGUUAACUGCUCUACCUGUUAUCGAGACACAGGCUGGCGAUGUGUCUGCCUAUAUUCCCACAAAUGUCAUUUCCAUCACCGACGGUCAGAUCUUCUUGGAAACGGAGUUGUUUUAUAAGGGUAUUCGUCCAGCCAUUAACGUUGGUUUAUCGGUAUCCCGUGUAGGAUCUGCUGCUCAGACAAAGGCUAUGAAACAAGUUGCUGGUUCCAUGAAAUUAGAAUUGGCCCAGUAUCGCGAAGUAGCAGCUUUCGCACAAUUCGGUUCCGAUUUGGAUGCCGCGACCCAACAACUGUUAAACCGCGGUGUCAGAUUGACGGAACUUUUGAAACAAGGACAAUACGUACCUAUGGCUAUCGAAGAGCAAGUAGCCGUUAUCUACUGUGGUGUCCGCGGAUACCUUGACAAGAUGGAACCCACAAAAAUUACCGCCUUUGAAAAAGAAUUCCUUGCCCACAUCAGAUCUACUCAACGAGAUCUCCUAGACACCAUCGCUAAAGAAAACACAAUUAGCGAAGCGUCCGAUGCCAAAAUGAAGAAAAUCGUUACUGACUUCCUUGCGGCUUUCUCGGGCUAAAGUUCAAGUGUCAGUAUAAAUAAGUAAAUAAAUAAAUAAUAUUUCUCUGCUAUGCAGGAGCCAUGUGCAAACGAUAUUCAUCGUUAUAAUAAAUCUUGAUGUAUACCAUUUGCACAUUACAAAUAUUAUUACAAAGAAUUCCACAUUCGAACGCAAACAUGAUAGUCCUAUACAAAUGCUUAAACACAUUACAACACAUUAUCAAACCUAAGAUACUGUGAUUUUGAUUAUUACGAACAGAUAUUUCUCCUGACUAAAAUUUCAUCAUAGCAGAAGCAGGAGGAGUGCUGGAAAGAAAUGAGUAAUAAAAUUCUAGAAUUUUUUCA
Molecule: messenger RNA, 2091 nt
Organism: Hylaeus anthracinus
Lineage: Eukaryota; Metazoa; Arthropoda; Insecta; Hymenoptera; Colletidae
Gene: blw
Product: ATP synthase subunit alpha, mitochondrial
Exons: 8
Coding region: 119-1765 (548 amino acids)
Biological process (GO): proton motive force-driven ATP synthesis; proton transmembrane transport
Molecular function (GO): ADP binding; proton-transporting ATP synthase activity, rotational mechanism; ATP binding
Source: RefSeq, a predicted model, not a curated record